This is a messenger RNA of Corapipo altera (White-ruffed manakin), 1333 nucleotides long. RefSeq names its product deoxyhypusine synthase (gene DHPS). Gene Ontology annotation, biological process: peptidyl-hypusine biosynthetic process. Lineage: Eukaryota; Metazoa; Chordata; Aves; Passeriformes; Pipridae. Bases 16 to 1155 code for a protein of 379 amino acids. Gene Ontology annotation, cellular component: cytoplasm. Gene Ontology annotation, molecular function: deoxyhypusine synthase activity. The transcript is spliced from 9 exons. The record is from RefSeq and is a predicted model, not a curated record.
CGGCCCGGCCGAGCCAUGGCGGCCCCGGGAGAGGCUCCGGGCGAGGCCCCGGAACCGACCCCGGGCCCCGGACACCCCCCGGCCGAGGCGCUCCGGGCCGUGCUGCGGCCCAGCGGGGCCCUGCCGGCCGAGGCGCUGCCGGUGCGCGGGUACGACUUCGCGAGCGGCCCCGACCUGGCGGAGCUGCUCCGCUCCUUCCGCACCACCGGCUUCCAGGCCACGAGCUUCGCGCGGGCCGUGGCCGAGAUCCAGAGGAUGAUCUCGGCCAAGCUGCAGCCCCUGACUCCAGAGCAGCGGGAACGGGGGGCCCUGGCGGGGCCGCGGCCGCCCUCGGGCUGCACCAUCUUCCUGGGCUUCACCUCCAACCUCGUGAGCUCCGGGGUCAGGGAGAGCAUCCGAUACCUCGUCCAGCACGGAAUGGUGGACGUGCUGGUGACCACGGCGGGGGGGGUGGAGGAGGACCUGAUCAAGUGCCUGGCACCCACCUACAUCGGGGACUUCCACCUGCGGGGCCGGGACCUGCGGGAGAGCGGCAUCAACAGGAUCGGGAACCUGCUGGUGCCCAACAACAACUACUGCAAGUUUGAGGACUGGCUGAUGCCCAUCCUGGACCGGAUGGUGGAGGAGCAGGACACGCAGGGCGUGCGGUGGACGCCGUCCCGGGUGAUCGCGCGGCUGGGCAAGGAGAUCAACCACCCCGAGUCGGUCUGUUACUGGGCCCAGAAGAACAACAUCCCGGUGCUGAGCCCGGCGCUCACCGACGGCUCCCUCGGGGACAUGAUCUUCUUCCACUCCUACAAGCGCCCGGGGCUGGUGCUGGACAUUGUGGAGGACCUGCGGCUCAUCAACACCCAGGCCAUCUUCGCCCACAAGACCGGGAUGAUCAUCCUGGGCGGGGGCCUGGUCAAGCACCACAUCGCCAACGCCAACCUCAUGCGGAACGGCGCCGACUUCUCCGUGUACGUGAACACGGCGCAGGAGUUCGACGGCUCCGACUCGGGCGCGCGGCCGGACGAGGCCGUGUCCUGGGGCAAGAUCCGCGUGGACGCCACCCCCGUCAAGGUUUACGCCGAUGCCUCGCUGGUGUUCCCGUUGCUGGUGGCCGAGACCUUCGCCCGCAGCGCCGACGCCUUCCCGGUGCCAGGGGGGCACUGAGGGACUGCCCGGCUCGGGGGUGACCCCCACACAUCCCCAGGGUGGGGGACAGUGGGGUGACACCCCCUGGGGGGGUACAGGAGACCUCCACGCCUGCCCUCCCCUGUCUGUGUCCCCCAUCCCCUCCCCCCUGCUUGUAUUUAUUUGAGCUCCCAAUAAACCACAGCCGGGUCUCCAC